Caenorhabditis briggsae is the source of this 798-nucleotide messenger RNA. It is a transcript of the gene Cbr-zig-1, whose product is annotated as Protein CBR-ZIG-1. The coding region runs from base 1 to 798 and encodes 265 amino acids. Gene Ontology annotation, biological process: homophilic cell-cell adhesion; axon guidance; dendrite self-avoidance. Gene Ontology annotation, molecular function: cell-cell adhesion mediator activity. The record is from RefSeq and is a predicted model, not a curated record. The transcript has 7 exons. Lineage: Eukaryota; Metazoa; Nematoda; Chromadorea; Rhabditida; Rhabditidae. Gene Ontology annotation, cellular component: plasma membrane; axon.
AUGAAAAACCUAUUCCUAAUCACAUCUCUUCUUAUUGGCAGUGUGUUAGCCUUGGCUGGAAGAGGCUCCAAAUCUGCGCUUGUUCUGGUUGCCGCUCGAUCCACGGAAGCCCAUCCAAUUCAUGCAACUGAUCCAAUCACCAUUUGGUGUGCUCCUGAUAAUCCGCAAGUCGUAAUCAGCAAAGCCACAAUCAUCCGACUCCGUGAUAAUGAGAAACUUGAGCCAACACUGAAUCCAACCAAAAAGAAUGCCACCUACACUUUUGGAUCUCCGUCUAUCAAUGACGCCGGCGAGUAUAAAUGCGAAUUGGAGACACCACACGGAAAGAUCAGCCAUCGGGUUUCCAUUUAUUCCCGACCGAUUGUUCAUUCCCAUGAACAUUUCACUGAACAUGAAGGGCAUGAAUUCCAUUUGGAGAGCACUGGAACUACUAUUGAGAAAGGAGAAUCGGUUUCGUUGACUUGCCCAGUAACUGGAUAUCCAAAACCAGUUGUCAAAUGGACAAAAGAUGGAGCACCACUUGCUCUGAGCAGUUCUGUUUCAAUGGAAGGAACUACUGUUAUCCUAUCAAGUGUCAAUUACACGGACGCUGGAACUUACUCAUGUGAAGCUGUCAACGAGUACACUUUGAAUGGAAAAACAAGCAAAAUGUUGUUGGUUGUGGAUAAAAUGGUCACUGUCAGAAGCGAAUAUCAAUGGGUGUAUCCACUGGCUGUCAUUGUUAUCACUCUGGUUCUGUUGACUACUAUCAUUAUUUUCUGCGAAUGGCGCAACAAUCAUGCUGCACGUAAAGCCUGA